UCCUGUUUUUUUCCCAAUAAAGUGAAACAUUAACCAGAUAAGCCUGCUAGAGUGGACAGAGAGCUUACAGUAAGAAGUACUAGGCAUAGACAAAGACAGAGAAAUGGUGCAGUUGUUGUGGACUUCAUUAGUGUUGCUGAUGACAGUAAGGGAAUCAGUAUCACAGGAGGUGAACUGUUACAGCAGCUUUGAUUCUGGAAAUUGUGACGAUCUCUGGCUACUGGGAGAAGUGACAAUGGAUGACUGUUGUCUUAACCCUCACUACGGAUACAUUGGAGCAGACAGAAAAUGCAAGUCUUGUGGGCCACCUUCAUGGUCUGAAUGGACUGCUUGGGGCCGCUGCUCUGUCUCCUGUAAGGAGGGAGUUUCGCAGAGACGACGAGAAUGCCAGGGACAGGGAAAAUGUGCUCAGACGACUACCCAUAGAGAGAUUCAGAAACUCGCGUUAGAGACCAAAGUCUGCAUUGAUUCAAGCUGUUGUCCAGAACAAGGCCAAUGGAGUAAGUGGGGUCAGUGGCAGCCCUGCUCAGUGACUUGUAAUAAGGGCGUAAGAAAAAGAGUGAGGACAUGCACCGAACCACAACCUAGAUGUGGAGGCAGCUGUGACGGUCCAAGUGAAGAAAAGGAACCCUGCGUGGUUGAUCUCAUCUGUCCAACUCAUGGUGGUUGGUCUAACUGGGAUGCCUGGCAGCCAUGCUCGGGCACUUGUGGGGGGGAGAAUUUACCCAGACCUACACAGCGGCGCAACAGAUCAUGCAACAACCCACCACCGUCCUCAGUGCCCCCUGGUGACGAAUGCCCUGGGUUAGGGAGCAACACUAGGACCUGUGAUGAGCUUCCUUUCUGCCCUUCGAAUGGUAACUGGGGGCUGUGGGGCCCCCCCAGCUCCUGCUCCGUUACCUGUGGGGUGGGGAUUCAUGAAAUGCUCAGACAGUGUAACAACCCAGCCCCUAAACAUGGAGGUCUGCCCUGCUUUGGAUCCAAUAAAGACCAAAAAAUCUGCAAUACCAAAAACCAUUGCCCAGUGGAUGGUCAGUGGUCGCAGUGGGGGAGAUGGGAAGAAUGUAAAUCUAAUAGAGGAAAAAUUAGUUGUCGAAAAAUUGGUGGACAGCAAAGACGGCAAAGAUGGUGUGAACACACAGGUUUUGAUGGGGAGACGUGUGAAGGAAAGAUAACAGACUACAGGGCCUGCUAUGACAUUAACUUAUGUCACUUUGAUGGUAAGUGGAGUGAAUGGAGUGAGUGGAGUCAGUGUGAUCCCCCCUGUGGAGAAGGAGCCAAAAGGACCAGAGAACGAAAGUGCAUACCUGAUCUGUCCGCAUAUGAUGAGACAGUAGGGUUUCAUAUUAAGGUUAAAGCCUACUUUGAUGGGAAACCAUUUGCGAACUGUACACUGUUGAAGGACCCAAAACAAAGUCUGGCCUGUAUGAAUGUUCCUCCAUGUGACACAUAGAGUUUUCCACGAAUCUUUUGACUGCUUUGAGGAGGACUUAAGACAACUCAAUGUUCAACAACCAUCAAACCACAAGUCUGGAGGGGAAUACACAUUGUCAAUUUCUAGCAAUGUGAUUUCACUGCCUUUGGUCAUGUGUCUGUGCAGCAUUCAUGAACCAUCAGUAACACAAAGUAGUUUAUUAUGACUACACUUUUCAUAAUAGUGUAAUUUCCUGAAGAAAUAAAAACAUUGUUCACUUCCUUUCAGCUUA
Molecule: messenger RNA, 1706 nt
Organism: Oncorhynchus kisutch (coho salmon)
Lineage: Eukaryota; Metazoa; Chordata; Actinopteri; Salmoniformes; Salmonidae
Product: properdin
Exons: 10
Coding region: 104-1453 (449 amino acids)
Source: RefSeq, a predicted model, not a curated record